Castor canadensis (American beaver) is the source of this 6347-nucleotide messenger RNA. RefSeq names its product MET proto-oncogene, receptor tyrosine kinase (gene Met). Gene Ontology annotation, cellular component: semaphorin receptor complex; plasma membrane. The record is from RefSeq and is a predicted model, not a curated record. Lineage: Eukaryota; Metazoa; Chordata; Mammalia; Rodentia; Castoridae. Gene Ontology annotation, molecular function: protein binding; transmembrane receptor protein tyrosine kinase activity; semaphorin receptor activity. Gene Ontology annotation, biological process: cell surface receptor protein tyrosine kinase signaling pathway; semaphorin-plexin signaling pathway; protein phosphorylation.
CUGGACACAGCAACAUAAAACUACAGCCGCCUCCCCAUCCUGCACCCCAGCCUCUCCCAGCGCUGCUGCCUCCUUUGUUCCCCUAAGAGACCUGGCUGCUGUUCCAGAGGUCAACUUCUCACAAUGAAGGCUUCUGCUGUGCUUGCACCUGGAAUCCUCAUGCUGCUGCUUACCUUGGUGCAGAGGAGCAAUGGGGAGUGUAAAGAGGCCCUGGUGAAGUCCGAGAUGAAUGUAAAUAUGAAGUACCAGCUUCCCAACUUCACUGCCGAAACGCCUAUCCAGAAUGUGGUUCUACAUGGGCAUCAUAUUUACCUUGGGGCCACUAACUACAUUUAUGUUUUAAACGACAAAGACCUUCAGAAGGUGGCUGAGUACAAGACUGGGCCAGUGUUGGAACACCCAGAUUGUUCUCCAUGUCAGGACUGCAGCAGCAAAGCCAAUUCAUCAGGGGGAGUUUGGAAAGACAACAUCAAUGUAGCUCUGCUCGUUGACACAUACUAUGAUGAUCAACUCAUUAGCUGUGGCAGCAUCAACAGAGGGACCUGCCGGCGACAUGUCUUUCCACCUGAUAAUACUGCUGACAUACAGUCAGACGUUCAUUGCAUGUUCUCCCCACGGGAAGACGAAGAGCCCAGCCAAUGUCCUGACUGUGUGGUGAGUGCCCUGGGAGCCAAAGUUCUCCUGACCGAAAAGGACCGGUUCAUCAACUUCUUUGUGGGCAAUACUAUAAAUUCUUCUUAUCUUCCAGAUCAUUCAUUACAUUCAAUAUCAGUGAGAAGGCUAAAGGAAACGCAAGAUGGUUUUAAGUUUUUGACAGACCAGUCCUAUAUUGAUGUUUUACCUGAGUUCCGAGAUUCUUACCCCAUUAAGUAUAUACAUGCCUUUGAAAGCAACCAUUUUAUUUACUUUCUGACAGUCCAAAAGGAAACCCUGGAUGCUCAGACUUUUCACACAAGAAUAAUCCGGUUCUGUUCUGCAGACUCUGGAUUGCAUUCCUACAUGGAAAUGCCUCUGGAAUGCAUUCUCACGGAAAAGAGAAGAAAGAGAUCCACAAGGGAGGAAGUGUUUAAUAUCCUUCAAGCUGCAUAUGUCAGUAAGCCUGGAGCCAAUCUUGCUAAGCAGAUAGGAGCUAGCCUGAAUGACGACAUUCUCUACGGGGUGUUUGCACAAAGCAAGCCAGAUUCUGCAGAGCCAAUGAAUCGAUCUGCCGUCUGUGCAUUCCCUAUCAAAUAUGUCAAUGAAUUCUUCAACAAGAUCGUCAACAAAAACAAUGUGAGAUGUCUCCAGCAUUUUUAUGGGCCCAACCAUGAGCACUGUUUUAAUAGGACACUUCUGAGAAAUUCGUCAGGCUGUGAAGUGCGCAAUGAUGAAUAUCGAACAGAGUUUACCACGGCUUUGCAGCGCGUUGACUUAUUCAUGGGUCAAUUCAACCAAGUGCUCUUAACAUCUAUAUCUACUUUCAUUAAAGGAGACCUCACCAUUGCUAAUCUUGGAACAUCAGAGGGUCGCUUCAUGCAGGUUGUGGUUUCUCGAACAGUAUCCUUAACUCCACACGUGAAUUUUCACCUGGACUCUCACCCUGUAUCUCCAGAAGUGAUUGUGGAGCAUCCAUUAAACCAAAAUGGCUACACACUGGUUACCACUGGGAAGAAAAUCACCAAGAUCCCAUUGAACGGCUUAGGCUGUGCACAUUUCCAGUCCUGCAGCCAAUGUCUCUCUGCCCCUUCCUUUGUGCAGUGUGGCUGGUGCCACAAUCAAUGUGUGCGAUCAGACGAAUGCCCCAGCGGGACAUGGACUCAAGAGAUCUGUCUGCCUGCAGUCUACAAGGUUUUCCCAACUAGUGCACCCCUUGAAGGAGGGACAAUGCUGACCAUAUGUGGCUGGGACUUUGGAUUCAAGAGGAAUAAUAAAUUUGAUUUAAGGAAAACCAAAGUUCUCCUUGGCAAUGAGAGCUGCACCUUGACCUUAAGUGAAAGCACAACAAAUACGUUGAAAUGCACAGUUGGUCCUACAAUGCAUGAGCAUUUCAAUAUGUCCAUAAUUAUUUCAAACAGUCGAGGGGAAACACAGUAUAGUACAUUUUCCUAUGUAGAUCCUGUAAUAACAAGCAUUUCUCCAAGUUAUGGUCCCAAGGCUGGUGGCACUUUGCUUACUUUAACUGGAAAAUAUCUCAACAGUGGGAAUUCUAGACACAUUUCAAUUGGUGGAAAAACAUGUACUUUAAAAAGUGUGUCAAAUAGUAUUCUUGAAUGUUAUACCCCAACCCAAACCAUUUCAGCUGAGUUCCCUGUUAAGCUGAAAAUUGACUUAGCAAACCGAGAGAUGGGCAGCUUCAGUUACCAAGAAGACCCUGUUGUCUAUGAAAUUCACCCUACCAAAUCUUUCAUUAGCGGUGGGAGCACAAUAACGGGCAUUGGAAUAAAUUUGAAUUCAGUUAGUAUUCCAAAGCUGGUAAUAAAUGUUCAAGAAGCAGGAAGGAACUAUACAGUGGCGUGUGGACAUCGCUCUAAUUCUGAGAUCAUCUGCUGUGCCACUCCUUCACUGCAACAGCUGAAUCUGCAACUCCCCCUGGAGACCAAAGCCUUUUUCAUGUUAGAUGGGAUCCUUUCCAAAAACUUUGAUCUCAUUUAUGUACAUAAUCCUGUGUUUAAGCCUUUUGAAAAGCCAGUGUUGAUCUCAAUGGGCAAUGAAAAUGUACUAGAAAUUAAGGGAAAUGAUAUUGACCCUGAAGCAGUUAAAGGUGAAGUGUUAAAAGUUGGAAAUAAGAGCUGUGAGAAUAUAUACUCACAUUCUGAAGCCGUUUUAUGUAGGGUCCCCAAUGACCUGCUGAAAUUGAACAGCGAGCUAAAUAUAGAGUGGAAGCAAGCAGUCUCUUCAACUGUCCUUGGAAAAGUAAUAGUUCAACCAGAUCAAAAUUUCACAGGAUUGAUUGUUGGUGUUGUCUCAAUAUCAACAAUACUCUUAUUAUUACUCGGGCUUUUCCUGUGGCUGAAAAAGAGAAAGCAAAUUAAAGAUCUGGGCAGUGACUUAGUUCACUAUGAUGCAAGAGUACACACACCUCAUUUGGAUAGGCUUGUAAGUGCCCGAAGUGUAAGUCCAACUACAGAAAUGGUUUCAAAUGAAUCUGUAGACUACCGUGCUACUUUUCCUGAAGACCAGUUUCCUAAUGCCUCUCAGAAUGGCUCGUGCAGACAAGUGCAGUAUCCUCUGACAGACCUGUCCCCCAUCCUAAAUAGUGGGGACUCUGAUAUAUCUAGUCCAUUACUGCAAAAUACUGUCCACAUUGACCUCAGCGCUCUAAAUCCAGAGCUGGUCCAAGCAGUCCAGCACGUAGUGAUUGGGCCCAGUAGCCUUAUUGUGCAUUUCAAUGAAGUCAUAGGAAGAGGACAUUUUGGUUGUGUCUAUCACGGGACUUUGUUGGACAAUGAUGGCAAGAAAAUUCACUGUGCUGUGAAAUCCUUGAAUAGAAUCACUGACAUAGGAGAAGUUUCCCAGUUUCUGACAGAAGGAAUCAUUAUGAAGGAUUUUAGUCAUCCUAACGUUCUCUCACUCUUGGGAAUCUGCCUUCGGAGUGAAGGAUCUCCACUAGUGGUCCUACCAUACAUGAAGCAUGGAGAUCUUCGAAAUUUCAUUCGAAAUGAGACUCAUAACCCAACUGUAAAAGACCUUAUAGGCUUUGGUCUUCAAGUGGCCAAAGGCAUGAAAUAUCUUGCAAGCAAAAAGUUUGUCCACAGAGACUUGGCUGCAAGAAACUGUAUGUUGGAUGAAAAAUUCACUGUCAAGGUUGCUGAUUUUGGUCUUGCUAGAGAUAUGUAUGAUAAAGAGUACUAUAGUGUACAUAAUAAGACAGGUGCAAAGCUGCCAGUGAAGUGGAUGGCUUUGGAAAGCUUGCAAACUCAAAAAUUUACCACCAAAUCAGAUGUGUGGUCUUUUGGUGUGCUCCUCUGGGAGUUGAUGACACGAGGAGCUCCGCCUUACCCUGACGUGAACACUUUUGAUAUCACUGUUUACUUGUUACAAGGCAGAAGGCUCUUACAACCCGAAUACUGCCCAGACUCCUUGUAUGAAGUGAUGCUGAAAUGCUGGCACCCCAAAGCUGAAAUGCGCCCAUCCUUCUCUGAGCUGGUGUCCAGGAUAUCAGCAAUCUUCUCCACUUUCAUUGGGGAGCACUACGUCCAUGUGAACACUACUUAUGUAAAUGUAAAAUGUGUUGCUCCAUAUCCUUCUCUGUUGUCAUCGCAAGAUAACAUUGAUGGUGAUGUGGGCACAUGAUGGCUGGGCGUCCCACCAGCCGCCUUCUGGGAACACGAUAGUACUAGCUGGAACAAUGUUCUGUGUUUCUCCAACAGUUUUCACUGCCAGGCCUUCAAAAGGUCAUCUGAUAUGUUUUGCUUUUGCCAAAAUUGCAACAGUGUGGGACUCUAUUGUUAUUUAAAUUGCUGUAUUCUAAGGAAUAUCUCAUCUGACAAAACAUCAGAACCAGAAGCUUGGAGCCACAGGCCAGUGACCAAGGCAAACCUUGCAGCAAGGACAACACUCCUAUUGCAUUGGAGUCUGAAACCUGGAUUCUGGGUUGAGAUUUUUAAAAUUAGAGUCCCAUUUGAUUUCAUAUGAGGAACUGGUACAAUGAAUUUUGAGGGCUUUUUAAUCACAGAAAACACCCAAGAGAUGGUCUCUUUCAGGACAGAUGUGACAGCCCCAAGACCAGGCACUCAUUCAGAAUUUUAGAGUUUCAAAGAAUUUUUGUGGAUUGUGUGGUCAUGAACACCUUUCCCUACUGAUGUUGUCAUUCACCCAUUUGUCAAACAUUCCCUUUUUUAUUUCGUAUACACAUUCCAUUGGUUGGAGGAAUAUCCAUAGACAAUGCACUGAAAGUUUCAAAAUAACAUAACACAAGGUGUGUUUGUAGAUUAUUGUGCAUAGAUGACAUUACGAUUCUCAUAAAAUAACUUGGUCACAAUGAUAUAUUCAGUUAUCAUUGAAAAAUCAACCGCUUGAGAUGAUACUGUUCUGAUGAGUGAAUGUGGACAUUUGGACAUUUUAUCUGUUUUUGAAUGACAACCCUGAAAAUAAACAGGUAAUUUGUGAUGAUAAAUAUUUGUAAACGUUACUCAGCAUGUUUUUAAAGCAGAGUACAAGGACUAAAAGGUUCAUUGGUUCCAGACACGGCUUGUAUGUAGAUCGAGCAAAGGUCAAUGGACUGAAAAUAUUAACUCUCAGGUGAUAUGGCUUCCCAACUCACAAACAAUUGAAGACAAAACUUUAGGGGAGUUCCAUUUUGCAUUAGAACAUGUUUUAUGUUAAACUAAACAUAUUUCAGAAACAAAAAAAUUGGAAAUCCUGUUUCACCUGGAUUUAUAGUUUCUCUGGCCAAGACUUUUGUGAUAUUUUAUUCUGUGGAACUUUGUGCUUACUACUGUAUAGUGCAUGUGUUGUAGGUUAUUCUAACUGGUUUUGUCAGUGCAAACAUUGAAAGUAUUAUAUUUUUAUAGAAAUGUUUAUUUUUAAUGAUAGGAGAAAAAUUUUGUUAGGCCACAAAAAAAAAAACAACCCUGCACUGUGAACGUUUGAGAAAAGAUAUGUCAGACCGGGAUUAAUAGGAUUAAUAGUGGCAUGAUUUUAAAUGACUGUAAAUAGUGAUAAGGAAAUGUACUAAUUGCCAACCCACCCCACCCUCAUUACAUCAGCGGGACUGGAAGCCAAGGGUUAAUAGAGCAAGCUACAAUAAGCCUGGGUUACAUCGAAACCCAAUAGUUGAAUUUGGCUGUUGGUGCAGGAAAAUUACUCCCACCAAAGCUCUUUGACAAUGGUGGGACUUACCAGAAGACACAGGAAUUGCACUGCAGAGAUAUUUCAAUUCAAAUGUGACUGCUUCAUAACUGUGAAGAGUAGCACUGAUUCAUAGAGUAUUGUAAAUGGUGGAUGACAAAAAAAAGUCCUCUGUGCAGGAAAAAAUAACUAUCUCUACAAAAUCAAGAAGAUGAAUGCAUCGAAAAUAAAAAAAAGUCUGGGUAUUGUGAUGCAUACCUAUAAUCUUAGUAUUUGGGAGGCAGAGGCAAGAGCCAAUUCUAGGCUAGCCUGGGCUACAUAGUCCCUGUCUCAAAAGCCAAAAAAUAAAAAAUUAAAUUAAAAGAUGGCACACCUGUACAUACAUGCUCAAGAAAACUGCAAUGUGAAAGUCAUGUUUUCUAUUUAUGAACUUUUCUAGGUUUAUAUGUCUAGACAGAUUGUGGGAGUAAUUCUUCUAAGAAUUAGACACUCGUCACUGCCUAUACCUGCAGUUGAACUGAAUGGUACUUUGUAUGUUAAUAGCUGUUGUUCUGAUAAAUCAUACAGAUAAAAUAAAG